Molecule: messenger RNA, 1290 nt
Organism: Mugil cephalus (flathead mullet)
Lineage: Eukaryota; Metazoa; Chordata; Actinopteri; Mugiliformes; Mugilidae
Product: RNA-binding protein with serine-rich domain 1-like
Exons: 7
Coding region: 118-960 (280 amino acids)
Biological process (GO): mRNA splicing, via spliceosome
Cellular component (GO): ASAP complex; cytoplasm; nucleoplasm
Molecular function (GO): RNA binding
Source: RefSeq, a predicted model, not a curated record
AACAAAUGAGUUGUAAGUGGCGCUCGGGUGUCUACGUCACUUCCGCCCGUCGUCAUCACGAAGCGACGUUUUCUCAGGCCACCAGUGGUCGAAGCGAUUCCACCUCGUUUGGAAGAAAUGGCACCAUCACCCACGAAGCGGAAGGAGGAGGAGAAAACUAAAGACCGAGGCAAAGAGAAGACUGCCACCAAGGAAGGAGACAAGGAAAGAGGACGGGACAAAGCAAGGAAGCGCCGCAGUGCUUCCACCGGGAGCAGCAGCAGCAGGUCCAGAUCUAGCUCUUCUUCAAGCAGCAGCUCUGGUUCCAGCUCAGGCUCCUCAAGUGGAUCCAGCUCGUCCGGGUCCAGCCGCUCCGGUUCCUCUAGCUCUCGGUCCUCGUCUUCUUCCAGCUCCUCCGGCUCUCCCAGCCCCAGCCGCAGACGGCACGACAACCGUCGCCGCUCCCGCUCCACCUCCAAAACACAGAAGAGGGGAGACGACAAGGAACGUAGAAAACGAAGCCCGAGCCCCAAACCAACUAAAGUUCACUUGGGGCGUCUGACCAGGAAUGUUACCAAGGACCACAUCCAGGAGAUCUUUUCAACUUAUGGGAAAAUCAAAAUGGUUGAUCUGCCGGUGGAUCGGUUUCACCCACAUCUUACCAGAGGCUAUGCCUAUGUGGAGUUUGAGACCCCUGAAGAGGCCCAGAAGGCCCUCAAGCACAUGGAUGGAGGUCAGAUCGACGGACAGGAAAUCACAGCAGCCGCUGUGUUGACCCAGCGCGUCCGUCCUCCACCUCGUAGACCGUCUCCUCCUCGCAGAAUGCCCCCACCGCCACCUAUGUGGCGUCGCAGCCCACCACGCAUGAGGAGAAGGUCUCGGUCCCCGAGGAGGCGGUCCCCAGUGCGUCGCCGCUCUCGCUCCAGAUCCCCCGGCCGCAGGCGUCACCGCUCUCGUUCCAGCUCCAACUCCUCUAGAUAGACGGGUUUUCUACCUCUAUGUGAUCGCUUAGAUUCUCUCUCAGUCCUGAUGUAGUUCUGCCCUUCCCCCCGCGACUCUAUGGGCUCACCAGAAACAAAAUCAUCUGCGGCCAACAUAAAAAAACAUGCGUCUGUAUUUAGAAAGGCCCCCCUUUUCUUUUGUUUUUAUUUUAUCUCGAUCCUGAAAAGUUUGCUCUGUAUUUUGUUGUUUCGGACUGAGUUUUACUGAGAUCUAUCAAUGUUUUCUUUAAAGUGUAAUUUCUUUUUCUCCGGGUGUCGUUUUUUUAAACAUUUUGAAAAUAAAAGCGCAGAAAGACAUUCGGAAAGCCCC